Paramecium sonneborni is the source of this 1509-nucleotide messenger RNA. Lineage: Eukaryota; Ciliophora; Oligohymenophorea; Peniculida; Parameciidae. The record is from the annotation of a GenBank genome assembly.
AUGAAAUUCUAAGAAAUUUUAGAUUUUUGCGAUUAAGCUUUAAAGAUAAAUGAAAAAUAGUUUGGUAAUCAAUAAAUCUAAUUUAUAUAGAUAAAGCAAUAAAUAAAAAUAGAUUUUAAUAAACAACUAUUGAAUAUUACAGUUAUAAAAAUGAAUCCUCUAGAAUUUAAAAAUAUUUAAUUGAAUAAAAAUGUUUCUUUUAUAAAAUAUAAGAUAUUAGCUUUUGCAUUAGAAUAACUAGAUAAGUUUGAGGAAGCAAUAAGCUGUUGGGAUUGGGCUAUUAAGAUGGAUAAAAAAAAUAAAAACAAUUAUGAGUAAAAAUGUAUAAUUAAUUUUAUUUAUGUUAUUAGCAUAAAUCUUAUAAAAAAUGGGAAGAUUGAAUUAAGUAAUAGAAUGUUGGCAAUAAGCAGUUUAAUAAAAUAAAAAUAAUAUCUGCUUUUAUUAAAAAAUGGGUAAACAAUAUAUAAGUAAAUUAAAGCAAAUGCAUUAGAAAGAAUCAAUAGAAACGAAGAAAUAAUUGAAUGUUGGCAAUAAGGAAUUCUAAAUAAUAAAAAUGAUUUAGAAUUUUAUAAACAAAAAUGUAAAAACUAAAAAUUAAUUUCUUAGCCCAUGCACUAACAAAAUAAGAAAGAAUUGAAGAAGUAAUUGAUUGCUGGUAAUUGGGAAUAUAGAAUAAUAAUAAAGAUAUUUAGUUUUAUUUACAAAAAGGUUAAAAAUUAUAUUAUUUUUAGCUAAUAUUUUAGAAAAUCUUGGGAGAUCAAAAGAAUUAAUUGAAUGUUGGGAUCUUGGAAUCUAAUUAAAUUUAUCUGAUGAAACUUUUUAUGUCUAAAAAGGUUUAGUUUGAAUAUCAAAUUUUAGUUAUGGCUUUAGAGAAAUAGAAUAAAAUUAAUGAAAUAAUAGAAUGUUGGGAUUUAGGAAUUUCUAAUAAUAAAAAUUCUUGCUAUUAUUAUACUGAAAAAUGUAGAAAUUAAUCAAAAAUUUUUAGCUUCAUUCUUAGAAAAAUAUGGAAGAUUUGAAGAGAUGAUUGAUUGUUGGUAUUAGGCUAUAAAAAAUAAUAAAAACAAUUUAUUGUUUUACUAAUAAAAUUGUAUAAUUUAGGAUAUAAAAUUGAAAAGCUUCUUUAUUACUAAAACUAGAUCGUAUAAAAGAAGCAAUCGAUUUAUGGGAUUAAGGAAUAAAGAACAAUAAAAUUUAAGAAUAAUUUUACAUAGAGAAAGGUAAAUAGAAAGUAUAUUUAUUUAGUGAUUCUUUUAGAGAAAUAUGGAAGCUUUGAAUAAAUAAUAGAUUGUUGGAAUUAAGGUAUAGAGCACAACAAGAUGAAUUAAUUUUUUUAUUAGUAAAAAGGUAGAGAUAUUAAAUAAAAAUGAAGCUAAUGCUUUAGAGAAAGUAGAGCAAUUUGAUUUAGUAAUAAAAUGUUGGGAUUUAGGAAUUUAGAAUAACAAAAGAAAAAAAUUUUAUUAUAUACAGAAAGGUUAUGAUUGAAUGAUAUUGAAAGCAUUAAUAUUAUGU